GCAUAGUUUCCAAUAAGGCUUCACCAGACGGCAGCAUAGACCCUACCCUACAAAAUCGAGGACAUGAACCUACCCAAGCCAACAAAUCCACAGUACAAAAACUUAGCCAACACAACUGGGUAACAUCAUUUCCACCUGCGCUCGGUCCCACCGCCAUCGGAGAUCGGCCAUGGCCGCUUCCUCCGCCGGCACCCCACCGCCGGAUGACAUUUCAUCCUCUCGCCCUACACCAUUCGUUUUCUCUUCCGAUUCCCCAACGAGAAUCUCUCUCACUCCCGAUCAGCGUAAGUACUGCUCUGAGGCUCUCCAAUUGUUCAGAGAGAAGCUCCGUACUCCCGAGCAAAUCAUUCAAGAGUUCGCUCAUUUGCAGGCUAUUAGGAUAACGCCAUCUCAGAUGGCUAGAAACUGCAAAGUGGCUUUUGACAGUGUCAACAAGAGCAAAAACCGUUAUACGGAUGUGGUACCUUUUGACCAAAACAGGGUUAUUCUUAAUCCAUGCAAGGAUUAUAGACCAUCUGCUAAGGGAUAUAUAAAUGCGAGCUUCAUCACGACUUCUUCAUCUGAAAGCAUUUCUCGGUUUAUAGCCACGCAGGGUCCAGUGCCACACACCUUUGAGGAUUUUUGGGAGAUGGUAAUCCAGUAUCGUUGCCCGGUAAUUGUGAUGCUUACUCGGCUAGUUGACAAUUACAAGAUUGUAAAAUGUGGAGAUUAUUUUCAAGCAGAAGAUGGUCCUAGAGAUUUUGGAAAUAUGUGUCUAGUUACUAAAUGGAUGAGAAGUACUGACACUUCAUUAGUGUUGCGCCACUUGGAGGUGGGAUAUAAAGAGUCAGAGGAGCCACCCAUGUCUGUUUUGCAUGUUCAGUACACUGAAUGGCCUGAUCAUGGAGUUCCCAAGGACACACUUACCGUUCGCGAAAUCUUAAAAAGAACAUACCAAGUGCCAUCGAAUCUGGGCCCAGUAGUUGUCCACUGCAGUGCAGGUAUUGGUAGAACUGGAACCUACUGCACUAUUCACAACACAAUUCAGAGAAUCCUUGUUGGAGACAUGUCUGCUUUAGAUCUUGCUAAUACCAUAACCAUUUUUAGGUCCCAGCGAGUGGGGAUGGUUCAAACCAUGGAGCAAUAUUUUUUCUGCUAUAAAGCUAUCAUUGAUGAAUUAGAGGACCUCAUCUCAGAGUGAAAACAGUUGAAGGACCUCAAAAUGCAGCUAGAUCAGUGACUGGCGUGUUUGGUUGAAAAUACUGGGAUUAAAUGCAACAGCUGCUCCCACUUGCUUACUUCUCAGAAGCAGGACCGGACAAAUGCAAAUUGAUGAUGUUUCAAUGUGUUCGUUGCACUCUGCAGCAGCUGCAUGCUUUGGUUAAAUGACCAAUUCUGUACUAGUGAAUCCACUUCUGGGAAGCUGUGUAGUUUAAAUGGCAACUUUUUCAUUUUUCAGUACUUAAAAGCAAAUUUUCUCUAAAUGACCAGAAUUUUAGUCACUGCAGGAUUACUUACUCAUUUUACCAGUUUGGAGCUAAAUCGAGCAACCUUGGGAUGCUCAAGGUUGAUUUUCGCAUCAGAUGAAACUUUUGAAUUGCCAAGUUCACAUUUGUAUUAUUUGUGAGAUCGUUCUUGUUUGAAACAGCAAGGGUCAACAAGACUGCCAGAGAUUUGGUCUAAUAUGUAUUUUUCUAAUUGCAAUUCUAAUAUUAGUCAUUUUACCUGGUCA
Molecule: messenger RNA, 1711 nt
Organism: Hevea brasiliensis (rubber tree)
Lineage: Eukaryota; Viridiplantae; Streptophyta; Magnoliopsida; Malpighiales; Euphorbiaceae
Product: protein-tyrosine-phosphatase PTP1
Exons: 9
Coding region: 170-1180 (336 amino acids)
Biological process (GO): protein dephosphorylation
Molecular function (GO): protein tyrosine phosphatase activity
Source: RefSeq, a predicted model, not a curated record